AUGCUCGGUGUCAUACACUCUGCCGCCUCAGACUUCUCUGCUUUCUGCUAUCCUCGGUCUCUUUUCUCUCCUGUCAUCUGCAAUGAAGUCCAUGAGACGUCCAUUGAAGAGCGCUACUGCCCGAAACAACACAUACAUGAGUGCGAUGAUCGGGAGUGGGAGGAGCUCCUUGCUGAGGGACUUCAGCUCUUCGAUGAGUCUGAGGCUGAUGUAUUCCCUCCAUCGGACCAGCUGUUCAGUGACAUACACGACGAAACCGAAGAUUUGAAGACACUGAAGACACACGAGGACGAAGAGAUGCAAAAGUCUACACCUGAUGCUCCUCCACCGACUCCAGAAUCUACUCUGUCAACUCCGUCGCUCAUUGGUGGUAAUGGCCGGGAAGACAGCAUUUCCUCAAUCGGCGAUGAAUCCGAACCUGAUUCUGACUACGAUGGUGAAGGGAGCGCAAAGAAAGCUAUGAUUGUUGCCAAACUGUCUGUCUCUAGGAACAAGCGAAAGCGAGGGAAAGGAUCGAAGCCGUUUAGCCCUCGCAAGCGCCUCUGUCGCACGGACUCCACGAACUCAGAUUCUACAAUUUCGUCAAUCGCAUCUGUCAGCAGCAACACGUCAAGUGCAACUGCGUUACUUCUGCAGAGUAUGAUGAAGUCUGAAAAUCCUUGGAAGUGCCCUCAUUGCCCCUGGAUCCAGCACACUCAGCGUCUUCCAGAUUUCCUCCGUCAUCAGCGCUCGCACUUCGUCUCUCAAUCGGAUUGGCCUUGCCCCAACCCUAAAUGCGGCAAAGGAUUCGCUAGAAAGGACUCUUUGAAAAGACACCUCGACAACAAGGCUACGGGCUGCAAACGUCCUCCCGGAUAUACAGUCUGCUAG
Fomitiporia mediterranea MF3/22 is the source of this 870-nucleotide messenger RNA. RefSeq lists its product as uncharacterized. The transcript has a single exon. The record is from RefSeq and is a predicted model, not a curated record. The coding region runs from base 1 to 870 and encodes 289 amino acids. NCBI's taxonomy places the organism in Eukaryota, Fungi, Basidiomycota, Agaricomycetes, Hymenochaetales, Hymenochaetaceae.